Messenger RNA from Beta vulgaris subsp. vulgaris (sugar beet), 1336 nucleotides. Its product is annotated as transcription factor FER-LIKE IRON DEFICIENCY-INDUCED TRANSCRIPTION FACTOR. Gene Ontology annotation, molecular function: sequence-specific DNA binding; DNA-binding transcription factor activity; protein dimerization activity. NCBI's taxonomy places the organism in Eukaryota, Viridiplantae, Streptophyta, Magnoliopsida, Caryophyllales, Amaranthaceae. Gene Ontology annotation, biological process: regulation of DNA-templated transcription. The transcript is spliced from 4 exons. The coding region runs from base 109 to 1143 and encodes 344 amino acids. The record is from RefSeq and is a predicted model, not a curated record. Gene Ontology annotation, cellular component: nucleus.
UUUUUCCCCCUCCCUAUACAGGCUAUCCGCUAAGUAUAUAUAAGCACAUAAACAAGCAGAGGUCAACAAAACUCUUUUGUGACCUUUUCCCAAUCUCCCCCCAAAACCAUGGAUGAUAGCAAUUCUUCUGCAAAUGCUACCCCAUCAAUACCACUCAUUACUGACUUUAACCUUGAUUUCGUAGAACAAAAUAGCUUAAACUUCAAUCAUGUAAUUGAGAUGUUAAGAGGUUCAGAAAUCUCAGACCCAUCUGCUAUUUGUAUCAAUCAAAACUUUGACCCUCUUGCUUUUACUAGAAAUAAUGUAUCUGACAAUUAUAGCAUCAAUAAUUUCUACCCAAUAAUUUCCCAAGAAAACCAUGUUUUCAACAACUUCAACUCCCCAACCAUGUCUUGUACCAACAACAAUACCAUACUCAAUUCCUCGGUGUCCGGUUUCGACGACGAAACCAUCAGAGGAGGAGGAGGUGAUGAAGAUGAUGAUGAUGACGACGAUGACGACAACUAUAUGGAUGGCGAGCAUUCUUCGGCCACUACAAAUAAUAAAGGCUCAUGUACAUCUUCUAAGAAGGGGAAGAUGGAUAGGUCGAGAACUUUGAUUUCUGAAAGGAAGAGGAGAGGAAGGAUGAAGGAGAAGCUCUAUGCUCUUCGUGCCUUGGUUCCUAACAUCACUAAGAUGGACAAAGCAUCAAUAGUUGGCGACGCAGUGCUCUAUGUGCAAGACUUGCAAAUGCAAUCAAAGAAACUAAGAUCCCAAAUUGAUGGCCUCGAAAAUUCUUUGAUAGCGGCAGAGAGAUGUCAAGGCUUUGGUGAUACCCCAAAUAAAAAUUCUUCUCAAAACCAUUUUCUUCCAGUAUGUAAAAUGAUUAUGCAGAUGGACGUGCUUCAGAUUGAAGAUAGAGAAUUCUAUGUUAAGGUCGUGAGUAACAAAGGUCAAGGUGUAGCAGCAUCCCUUUACAAGGCGCUUGAUUCUUUGACAACUUUUGUGAUCCGGAAUUCCAGUCUAAGCACUCUUUAUGAGCAAUUUGUAUUAACCUUUACCCUUAAUGUUGCGAAAUGUAGGGAGGACUUUAACUUGCCUAACAUGAAAGUGUGGAUAAGUGGGGCUUUUCUGAACCAAGGAUUUGAAUUUCAAUCUUUUUAAUCAUGAGGUCAUGGUGUUUAAAUCUACAAUUUUUGUAAUUUUUAUUAUGAUUUGUAUGUAAAUCUAAUUGGAAGAAAUUAGGCGCAUGGUUAAGGAUGCUAAAUCUUGCAAUAUAGGAGCGUUGAAUGUUAACAAUGCUUCACAAUUACAAACCUUUAAAUCUAUAAAAUACCAGUCUUUUUAAUUUUCAGUA